This is a messenger RNA of Porites lobata, 1810 nucleotides long. The record is from the annotation of a GenBank genome assembly. Lineage: Eukaryota; Metazoa; Cnidaria; Anthozoa; Scleractinia; Poritidae.
AUGGAUCCGUUGGUCAAAACAACUUUUUUUCGGUUUCUAGGCCUUGUUUUAUGGGCCUGUCUGAGCGCUUGGCUUUUCGUAAUGGUCGAAUACACAGAGGAAAACGAUGUUAAAGAAAAAUACCAGUUGUUGCGCUCUUUGUAUGAGAAAAUGGCAUCUAAAUGCAACAUAACUAUCGAGGAGUUCAAUAACUUUUCCAAUGUGGCGUACGAAGCUCUAAGCGAGCCAAAGAGGCAGUGGACCUUCGAUGUUGCGGUACGCUUCGUAUUUCAAGCCAUGACUACUAUAGGUAAGGCAAGGUAGGGUUAGUUUAUUAGCUUGCAUGUAUAAAGCUAAGAAGAGUUUGUUGACCGUUCGUCAACUAACCUCAUAGGGCAUAAAGUAAUGGUCAAAUUUAUUCUUUUUAAAUGGAAGGCCUGUAAGUACAGUUUUGGAAUGAGCGGUAAAAACAAGCUGAUUUUAUCUUCCAAUUUAUUUUGCAACGCCAACGAUCAUUCGUGAGCUGAAGACAGACCAUCAUCGGUAAACUCGUACCCAGAUCUCUCGAGGACAAGGGAUCUGGGUACGAGCGCUCAUAUCAUCAUUUACUUUUCAGCCAACAUGGGUCGGGCUGUUGGAAGGCCUUUUAACUCUAAUUCUGACUUAGCUGCAAACAGAGCAUAUGAGUUACCAUCAGAUGGUAACUUGAAUUCUGAAUUGACGCUAAUUGUGUUUCAAACAGCUCGAACCAGAAAUAAAAAGAAAGCGUAUUUAACCGCGGGGGGUUAAUAAGUUUUCCUCGUCCCUCAAAUGGGGGUGGUGCUAUAUCGGAAGCGGCGCUUAUUCCAGCAAAUACAGUAGGGCCUACUUUUACACCUUUUCUGACAUGUAGUAUCUACCUUGAGUUAUGAAUAGAAUGAAACUGAAUUGUAGACGUAUAUUCUCUGGCCUAAUGUUUCAGGUUUUAUGACACUAACGCCAGCAAAAAGUAUCACUGAGUACUUAACCACCUAAGAAAAAAAUGCAAAUAGCCCCUUCCCCCGUUACGAACUGUUUUGUUGCCCUUGCUAACACAAUGCUGUCAAAUUCAAUGUUAUUCUUUAUCUCUUUCUUGAUAGGUUAUGGAUACAUCACCCCUCAAACAACCAAGGGACAGAUGCUGUGUGUCUUCGUCGCUUUCAUAGGUAUUCCAAUCACACUGCUGGCACUAAAAUCUGUCGGCGAACUUAUUACCAAGUUGGUUAGUAAAGUUGUUGAGAAGUUCGAAAGAAAACUCCUUAAGAGAUUGGAGCCAACACGAAAGCAAACUAAAAGUGCCGUGAUAUUGUUUUCGUUUAUGGUCGCUUUAAUCAUAACAAGCAGCGUUUUAACAAUGUUCUUGAAAGAUUGGAGACUUCUUGAGGGUGUAUAUUUCUGGUUCGUAUCUUUUUCUACGAUUGGUUUCGGCGACUACGUUCCUGCUAAAUCCCAGCGAAUCACACAAUUACCAAUUAAUAACUCAGUAGUGAAUGAAGAUGAGGAUGAAAAAUUUCGCUCAGCGGGAAAGGUGACUUCAGCAGCCUUUAUCGGCAUACUGUUUACAUUUUACUAUAUCUUAGGUUUAUGCAUUGUAUCAAGUGUAUUAAAUUCAAUAAUGGCGGCUAUUGAAGAACGAAAAUGUCGCCCUCGAUGUCCCGGAUGUGUUUCUCGAAAAACAAGUGACCAGGAAGACAACGAACAAAAUGGUUAUUCGGAACAGUGUGUCGUGGCUGACAUAACAGCUUUGAACAUGCUUAAUUAUGGAUUUCAGAAGGCAAAUACACCAUCAGUUUCUUUGAACGAUUUGGAAUAA